Molecule: messenger RNA, 330 nt
Organism: Paramecium primaurelia
Lineage: Eukaryota; Ciliophora; Oligohymenophorea; Peniculida; Parameciidae
Source: the annotation of a GenBank genome assembly
AUGAGUACCUUAUUUAUGAGAUUAAUGCUACUAUAAAUUAAAAAGGAUUUAAAUGCUUUUUACCUUUCUAAUCUAUCAAAUAUUAAAUAAUUGAUAAAAGAUCUGCUGAAGAAUAAUUAAUUAUUGAUAAUUAUGUUAAUGGUCAAAUUCAAUAUCUAAUCUAUUGAUGGUAUAAUGAAUAUUGUUCAAAAGGCUGAUUAAUGUAAUUAAUAAUAAUAUAAUAUUUAUAAAGAUGGUAUAAAAUUUCCAGAUAGUGUUAGUGAGAAAGAUAAAGCAUUAAUAAUAAUGUUUUGUAUAUUUAUUGAUUAUUUGUGGUUUGAAAACUUUUGA